AUGCCGAGCAUCUUGUCCCGAUUCAAACGAUCUCCUUCCACUUCCUCAACCACAUCCGAAGGUGAACUCAUCGCCGACAAGCUCAGCGGGACAGAGGAAGACCAUCAAGCACAAUCUCACGAUCGCAGCAUCAGGAACAGUAUCAGUGGAUCCCCAGGUGCAGGUGCAAGUGGUAGUUUGUUCGUAGAGAAUUUCGAUAACACCUCAACCAGUGGAGGAUCACCAAUCAAAAAGCAUAUCACACCUAGUCCAAGGAACAAACCUUCUCCGCUCACCGUCCCACCAAGCAGUAAUAGCAAAAAUCAUCAACCGCUAGGUACACCGAAACUGGUGUUGACUGAAGAAGGAUCCAAUUCACCUAGAAGUUUCAGUAGUUCUCCGGUGGUAACUAGUCCAACGUCAAUACAUUCGAGGAAUCGUCCAAAUCUAGGCUUAGGGUUGAGUGAUACUUUUUCACAAGAUAUAUCAGAAGACGAUCUAGAGACACCAACGGCAUACGACAACUCAUUUACAGGCAUUUCCAAAAUGUCCUUACCAGUCAUUGCACCGCCCGUCGACUCUUCCCCAAGGGCAAGAUCAGGAUCGAUCAUCUCAUCCAACGGUGGAGGAGGUAGAUCUCGUACCGGAUCGGUACUAACCAAAAAUAAAGAUAUGAUCUCACCACCCUUAUCGCCUAAUGCAUUACAACCUGUGGAUUCUCGUCAGACGAGCGCGAGUAAGAAAUCCAUCACCUCAAGGAAGAAGAAAAGGACCAAAUCCAUCACCUCCAAUUCAGGUAUUGCAGCAGCAUUGGCAAAAGGUGGUUUACACCUUGCUCAUCCUGGUUCUGGAACUGCCCUAACACCCGAAGAAAGCGGCACAAAGAAAUCCAAAAGAGGUUCUCUCAUACAUAGGAGAAGCCCAUUCUUAACCACCAAACGGGACGAUGGUGAUAUGGAUGAUGAUGCAAGUAACGAUGAAUUCGAUGAUGAUGAUGACUCGGAUAGUGAUUUGGAUGAUGAUCUACCAGUCACUGGAUUUGCUGUGGCGAGUAAUAGGAGAAAUGCAGAUUUCCAUACCUUGUUUCCGUCAAUUGACGAAGGUGAUUAUCUGAUUGAGGACUACGGCUGUGCUUUAUCAAAGGAUAUCUUGUUACAAGGAAGGCUAUACGUAUCGGAGAACCAUCUAUGUUUUCACGCCAAUAUCUUAGGCUGGGUGACUGAUGUCGUCGUGUCUUUCGCGGACAUCCGGACAAUCGAGAAGAAAAUGACCGCGUUGGUCAUUCCCAAUGCUAUCCAAGUAUCUACAGGUAACGCAAAGUAUACAUUUGCCUCUCUCAUUGCUAGAGAUUCGACAUACGACGUCAUGAUGAACAUCUGGCGACUAUGUAAUCCCAAUGCAGUCAUGUCUAGUGUAUCUCUAGCCAAUACGAACAAUAUCGGUUCAAGACCUGGUUCAGUUGUUGGAGAUGAAGAUGCUCCUGCAGCCGGCGGCGGUGCAUCGGGAGGAGGGGCAACGGCAAAAGGACACGCACCUACACAGUGUGCGUGUGGCAAGGAAGGAAAACAUUACAAUGAGACUGCUUUGGAAACCACUUUCCCAUCUACACCGGAGAAGAUAUACGAGUUGAUGUUUAAUAGCGCAUGGUUUAAGAGUUUCCUGAGUGACAAUCAGAAGUUGAGAGAUAUCGAAUGCUCUGAAUGGCGUCCCAUCUCCUCAUCCAACUCCCUCCUCACUCGCUCCACAUCAUAUAUCAAACCACUCAACGGGUCGAUUGGCCCAAAACAGACCAAAUGUCAUAUCACGGAUGAACAUGAACAUCUCGAUUUCGACGAUUACAUAUCCCUCAUCACAACUACCAAGACACCCGAUGUUCCUUCCGGAGGAGUGUUCAGCGUCAAGACGAGGACGUGUUUGAUGUGGGCCGGGAGGAACAGCACGAAAGUAGUGGUUACCACUACCGUUGAAUGGACGGGGAAGAGUUGGGUGAAGGGUAUCAUCGAGAAAUCAGCUAUCGAAGGUCAAAAGACAUACCACGACGAUCUCGAGACGGGUAUGAGACAAUAUAUCAAAGAAAACUCUAGCGAGUUCGCAGUAGAGGGAGGCGCAGGGGAUGAAGAGGUCGAAGCGGCCAGCGCAGAGGGACAAGAAUCCAAAGAGAAUCAAAAGGAAACCGAAGCUUCCGCUUAUGCUAAUGAAAAUAAGAGAAAGAGGAAAGAAGAAGAUAUGGGAUUAUUACAAUCUGGAUUCGAUUCUUUGAUCUCAGGUAUAAAAUCGAUCUUCUCAGGUAUAAAAGGUAUAGGAGAAAGUAUAGAAGAUUUAUUGUCGGAUACACCAUUCAAAAUUCAAAACUUGAUGGGCGUCUUGAUUGUCUUAUUGGUCAUUUCCAAUAUAUGGACUUAUUAUUCCAUCGAUAGAAGUGCAAUAAAAGAAAGAAGAUAUAAGAAAUUAGGUGGACCCAGUGGCACGAAUGAAGGAAUCCAAGAUAUUGAAGAUGUUGUUAGAAGAGUUUUGCAAGGUAGAAGAGAGAUUGGAUCGCCAAAGGAGGAAUUAAAUGAGUUGAUUAGGCUUUUGGAUGAUGUGGAAACUAGGGUGAAUAAGUUGAGAGGCGAUGUGAAGAACGUUAAGUCAAAUUUGGAUGAUGUUGAUUAG
Kwoniella botswanensis is the source of this 2631-nucleotide messenger RNA. RefSeq lists its product as uncharacterized. Gene Ontology annotation, cellular component: cortical endoplasmic reticulum; plasma membrane; mitochondrion. The transcript is spliced from 8 exons. Gene Ontology annotation, molecular function: sterol binding; sterol transfer activity. Bases 1 to 2631 code for a protein of 876 amino acids. Lineage: Eukaryota; Fungi; Basidiomycota; Tremellomycetes; Tremellales; Cryptococcaceae. The record is from RefSeq and is a predicted model, not a curated record. Gene Ontology annotation, biological process: intracellular sterol transport.